UAUUUUUAUUAAUUAGAUUACGCCGGCCAAAUCUACUCCAAAUAAAAAUAAAUAAAAAUGGCAGAUAUCGAAGACACACAUUUUGAAACCGGAGAUUCUGGUGCAUCAGCCACUUAUCCUAUGCAAUGUUCUGCUUUACGUAAAAAUGGUUUUGUUAUGCUCAAAUCACGACCAUGCAAAAUUGUUGAAAUGUCUACCUCAAAAACUGGAAAGCAUGGUCACGCUAAGGUUCAUAUGAUUGGUAUCGAUAUAUUUACUGGUAAAAAAUAUGAAGAUAUUUGUCCAUCUACUCACAAUAUGGAUGUACCACAUGUUAAACGUGAAGAUUACCAAUUAACAGAUAUCUCUGAUGAUGGUUACUUAUCUUUAAUGUCUGACAAUGGUGAAUUACGUGAAGAUCUUAAAAUUCCAGAUGGUGAACUUGGUACACAACUUCGUAGUGACUUUGAUGCUGGUAAAGAACUCUUGUGCACUGUAUUAAAAUCCUGUGGUGAAGAGGUCGUAAUUGCUAUUAAAAACAACACCGCUUUGGAGAAAUAAUCAACGAUUGUACUGUUGGGGGGCAACGAUGUUGAGGAGGAGGAGUAGGGGAGAGUGUGGAGAGUGGUGUGGCGUGUGGAAAU
Molecule: messenger RNA, 623 nt
Organism: Chrysoperla carnea
Lineage: Eukaryota; Metazoa; Arthropoda; Insecta; Neuroptera; Chrysopidae
Gene: eEF5
Product: eukaryotic translation initiation factor 5A
Exons: 3
Coding region: 58-540 (160 amino acids)
Biological process (GO): positive regulation of translational elongation; positive regulation of translational termination
Molecular function (GO): RNA binding; ribosome binding; translation elongation factor activity
Source: RefSeq, a predicted model, not a curated record